AGGUAUCACUGGACUGGAUUUGCACGAGCGUCUGCGUCAUAGGGGACUUACUCUUGGCCAUGAGCCAGACUCGUGGGAGUUCUCGACACUUGGCGGAUGGAUUGCAACGCGUGCGUCCGGAAUGAAGAAGAACACGUACGGGAACAUUGAAGACUUGGUAGUAAACAUCACGACAGUGACGCCACAAGGAACGAUGCAACGUGCUGCUAACGUGCCUCGUGCUGCCCUUGGACCGGACAUGAACAACGCUAUGAUGGGCUCAGAGGGGAUUUUUGGAGUGCACACGUUGGUGACGCUGCGUCUUCGUGAGUUUCCCACUGUGCAGGUCUACGACUCGCUCAUCUUCCCGAGUCUUGAGCACGGACUUGCAGCAUUAAAGGAGAUCACGCGUGCUGGAUGCGAGCCAGCAUCGCUGCGUCUACUGGACAACACGCAGUUCCAGUUGGGUCAGGCACUUAAGACGUCGUCUACGACCAACAAGUUCACUGCUGGGGUCAUCGACUUUGCAAAGAAGACGUACGUGACUAAGAUCCGUGGCUUCGAUGUGGAUGAAAUGUGUGCGGCUACUGUUCUGCUUGAAGGUACGAGUCAACAGAAGGUGGCAGAACAGCAGAAGCGCAUCCAGACGAUUGCCAAGCGUCAUGAAGGUAUGGUUGGAGGCGAAGAGAACGGCAAACGCGGUUACUUCUUCACGUACAUCAUCGCGUACCUACGUGACUUCGCUCUGGACUAUUAUUUCAUGAGCGAAUCGUUCGAGACUUGCGUUUCCUGGACAAAUGCACGUCAACUCAUCACCGACAUCAAGCUGGCUAUCAACUCUGUGGCUGCCAAGCGUAACGUCAAGAUUCCACCGCUUAUCGCCUGUCGUAUCUCCCAAGUUUACGAUACUGGCGUCUGUGUGUACGUGUACUACGGUAUCAACUACUUCCGCGUCAAUGAACCCAUGACACUCUUCCGUGAAACGGAACUUGCUGCUGUGGACGCCAUCGUACGUAAUGGCGGUGCUCUAUCGCACCAUCACGGAGUCGGCAAGCAUCGUCUUGCCUGGCUGCCGGCAGCAAUCUCACCUCCAGCCAUCGCAGCCAUACAGGGGAUUAAGAGUGCACUGGACCCUACAAACGUGUUCGCAGUGACCAACCUGCAACCCAACAAGCACGUUGAGAACUAGAUUAAUAUUUUCAUAGAUAAAAUGUUAAGAAAAUGUGGUG
Phytophthora nicotianae INRA-310 is the source of this 1208-nucleotide messenger RNA. RefSeq lists its product as hypothetical. Gene Ontology annotation, biological process: lipid biosynthetic process. Gene Ontology annotation, molecular function: flavin adenine dinucleotide binding; alkylglycerone-phosphate synthase activity. NCBI's taxonomy places the organism in Eukaryota, Oomycota, Peronosporomycetes, Peronosporales, Peronosporaceae. Bases 122 to 1168 code for a protein of 348 amino acids. The transcript has a single exon. The record is from RefSeq and is a predicted model, not a curated record.